Molecule: messenger RNA, 2073 nt
Organism: Haliaeetus leucocephalus (bald eagle)
Lineage: Eukaryota; Metazoa; Chordata; Aves; Accipitriformes; Accipitridae
Product: dnaJ homolog subfamily A member 1-like
Exons: 8
Coding region: 125-1348 (407 amino acids)
Biological process (GO): protein refolding; response to heat
Cellular component (GO): cytoplasm; cytosol
Molecular function (GO): Hsp70 protein binding; ATP binding
Source: RefSeq, a predicted model, not a curated record
UACAGACGAGCGUCCACCAUCCCAUGGGAUGCUGCUGCUGUGGGGAAACUGAGGCAGGGCUGUGUGAGCCGGGUGCAGGGAGGAGAAUAGGGAUAAAAGCCCUUGCACGUCAGCAGCAAGGAAGAUGGUGAAGGAGACGGGAUACUACGACCUGCUGGGCGUGCGGCCGGGAGCCAGCCUGGAUGAGAUCAAGAGAGCGUACCGGCGCUUGGCGCUGCGCUACCACCCUGACAAGAACCCCAGUGAGGGCGAGCGGUUCAAGCAGAUCUCCCAAGCCUAUGAGGUGCUGUCGGAUGCCCACAAACGGGCGCUCUACGACCGCGGCGGGGAGCGGGCCAUGAAGGAGGGUGGCCUGGGGAGCCGAGGAGGGAGUGGCGGAUUCGGCUCCCCCAUGGACAUCUUCGACCUCUUCUUCGGCGGGGGAGUGCGGAUGCGCGGCCGGGCAGACAGGCGAGGGAAGACGGUGGUGCACCAGCUCUCGGUGUCGCUGGAGGAUCUCUACAAUGGCACCACGCGCAAGCUGUCCCUGCAGAAGAACAUCAUCUGCAGGAAAUGCGGAGGCUGCGGGGUGCGGGAUGGUGCCCAGAGAAGGUGCCCCAAGUGUCACGGCUCAGGCAUGGAGGUUCGCAUCCACCAGCUGGGGCCCAGCAUGAUCCAGCAGAUCCAGACAGUGUGUUCCCAGUGCCAGGGCCAGGGCGAGUGGAUCCGGCCUCGGGACUGCUGCCUCACCUGCAAUGGCCGCAAGGUCGUGCGGGAGAAGAAGAUCCUCAGUGUUCACCUGGAUAAAGGCAUGAAGGACGGGCAGAAGAUCACCUUCCACGAGGAAGGGGACCAGGUUCCCGGCCUGGAGCCUGGGGACAUCAUUAUUGUCCUGGAUCAGAAGGAACACCCCGUUUUCCGACGCAGCGGUGACGACCUCAUCGUCAAGAGGGAGAUCAGCCUGGCAGACGCCCUGUGCGGCUGCCGACAGGUCAUCCGCACCCUGGACAACCGGACUCUGCUCAUCUCCUCCCAGCCAGGUGAUGUUAUCCGACCUGGAGACCUGAAGUGUGUCCCCAACGAGGGGAUGCCUGUCUACAGGAGCCCCUUCCAGAAGGGAAAACUCAUCCUGCAAUUCCAGGUGAAGUUCCCAGAGCCUGGCUGGCUCCCCACUGACCGCCUGCGCCAGCUCCAGGCCUUCUUCCCGCCCCAGGAGGAGGUGAUGGCCACCGAGGACACAGAGGAGGUAGAGCUCAGUGACUACACAUCCCACAAUGGGCCAGGCCGACGGCCCUACACCGGCGAAGCCUACCACGAAGAUGACUUCGAGGAUGGCGUGCGCCAACAUGUCCAGUGCCAGACCUCGUAGCCAGGGGCAGAGGAGGCGGGGGCCGGAACCCCCCCCAUGGGUGGCAGCUGGGCUUGUCCCAUGGGAUCGUGGGACAGGGCUGGGGCCGCUCAGCGGGGAAGGGGGCUCGGAGAGCCGUCACGUUCAGGGAUGUACAUAGGUCACCUUUCUGACAGCACUUAAAACCUCCCUUGCCCCCCCCGGGGAGCCAGGCACGGGGCUGCCCUGGUUUGGGGGACCCCCCCACGCCCUCCCGCCAAGGGAAGAGGCUGGGGGUGAAGCCCCUCUUUGACCUGCCGGUGAGAGGGAGCCAGAUCCUCCAUCUGGCUCCAUCUCCCUGUCGAUGGAGGAGCCGCUGGCCGUGGGCUGGGUGGCCGGAUCCAGCUGUCAGCAGCCCAAUGGGUGCAUCCUCCACCGGGACAGCUCAGGCCUGGACUGAGGAGGAGGAGGGAGGCCUCGCCAUCUGCCUCAGUUUCUCCAUCUGAUCUCUUGGGGCAAAGCCCCCGCAGGAACCAACUAGGGCAGGAUGGAAACUGCCUGGCUCAGCCACUGUCCCCCACUGGGGUCCCUGCCACUGCCCCAUGGCGCCGUCUGGCCCCACACUGUGAGGUGCCACUGCCUGGCCCCCCCCCGAGAUCCCUUGCUUUGCCCGUUUCUUUCCUUGCUGGCGCUUGGGUCAGGCCUGGGGAGCGGAGGGGAUUUCUAUUUUCUCUUUGCACAGAACAAAAGGGGGUUGGGGGGGGACC